AUCGAAUUGUUUUGGCGGGAAUUCUUGAUGAUCUCUCGUCUACAAUUUUUAAUGUUAAUGUAAACAAUAUUAGCCAAAUUGCACAUUUAUUUUAGUUAUGUGUAAUAGGUAUCUAAUUGUAAAUUCACAAUCAUAAUGGCAGCACUUCAACAGACGCGCAGUGAAGUGAACAAUGCGUUUAAACUCAGUGGUUUUACGAUCAGACGGGAAGCAAGUACAUUUGUAGCUGAGCAGUUGGUUGGAUUAUCUUAUCAAGAGCGAAAGAAAAUGAUCGAUAAAUUAAUAGCACACCUUUUACACCAGUGCCUUUCGCAGCCCGUGCUUGAAAAACAACACGUAGAAGUUGCCUACAGAGAGUGUUCAUCUUCCGGCCUGGAGGAGACGGAAACAGUGCUCAAUGUUAUAGACGCAUUCAGCAUUCCUAAGCUCCUGUACGACAAUGAGAGGAAGCGGUUCUCCAAGGACACUAAUGCUGUUAACCACUUAUAUCCUGAACCAAAGUGGAAGGCACAGUUUUUAAUCGACAGGUAUACAAUAAUAUGGCAGAGAACAAUAAGGAUCAAAUUAUUUGCGAAAGAAGCAUUAUCAUCUAUGGAAAGCGAAAACGAAUUUCAGUUGCGCAAGAUUGAGGUUUUACUAAGUUCUUCGAGUAGAGUCAAUGACGUCAUAGUCCUGGGGUUAUUGACCCAAUUGACUGAAGGAAAGUUUUAUUUAGAAGACCCUACGGGCAGUGUUCUUCUAGAUAUGACCCAGACAAGUUAUCAUUCUGGACUUUUUACUGAAAGCUGUUUCGUUCUCGCUGAAGGAUAUUAUGACGACAAAGUCUUUCAUGUAAUGGGCUUAUUUUUACCACCGGCUGAAAGUCGAGCCACGUCUCAACCAUUUUUCGGAAACCUAAACACUUUUGGAGGAAAAUCAAAAAGUUUAUUGAAAAAUUCGCAGAAUUUACUAAAAAUUGAGCAAGAAAAUGAAGAUGGGAUGAUCGUUUUUCUUUCCGACGUCUGGUUUGAUAAUCUCAAAGUCAUAUCUAAGUUGAAAACUUUAUUCUCCGGUUUUAAUGAUUGUCCACCCAUAGCCAUCGUAUUUUUAGGCGAAUUUUUAUCAUGUCCAUAUGGAUAUGAGCAUAGCACUCAAUUGAAAGCAGCGUUAAGUAACUUGAGUGAUAUUUUAUACCCAUAUACAAAGCUAAGACAAGAGUGUAAGUUUAUUUUUGUACCUGGCCGAGGUGAUCCGGUCGCUCCAAAUAUAUUACCAAGACCGGCAAUUCCGAACUCCAUCACAAAAGAUAUAAGAGAUAAACUGGGUGAUUCUGUCAUUUUUACCUCGAAUCCGUGUAGAAUACAGUAUUGCACACAAGAGAUAGUUGUUAUAAGACAGGAUUUGGUCACUAAAAUGUGUAGAAACUCAAUACAUUUUCCUGAAACUGGUGAUAUACCAGAUCAUUUGACGAAGACUUUGUUAAGUCAGUGUACAUUGUCGCCUUUAUCUCUAGGGGUCCAACCAGUUUAUUGGAAGAAUGCAGAUGCAUUAUCGCUGUAUCCAAUACCAGAUUUGGUAGUAGUGGCCGAUCACUUUCAGCCGUAUACCAGAAUGUGUGAAAAGUGCCAAGUCAUGAAUCCAGGGUCGUUCCCUCGUACUGAGUAUUCGUUUAAAGCGUAUGUACCUUCUUCAAGAACGAUUGAGGACUCGCAAAUUCCUAAUGAUGAUACUUGAAAUUGUUUGGAUCUAGAGAAUUGUUACUGUGAUACUGAAUAUAAAAUGUUUUUUAUUAAUAAACUCAAUUAAC
Molecule: messenger RNA, 1786 nt
Organism: Maniola jurtina (meadow brown)
Lineage: Eukaryota; Metazoa; Arthropoda; Insecta; Lepidoptera; Nymphalidae
Gene: DNApol-epsilon58
Product: DNA polymerase epsilon subunit 2
Exons: 3
Coding region: 136-1713 (525 amino acids)
Biological process (GO): DNA-templated DNA replication; error-prone translesion synthesis
Cellular component (GO): epsilon DNA polymerase complex
Molecular function (GO): DNA binding
Source: RefSeq, a predicted model, not a curated record